Molecule: messenger RNA, 7824 nt
Organism: Hemicordylus capensis (graceful crag lizard)
Lineage: Eukaryota; Metazoa; Chordata; Lepidosauria; Squamata; Cordylidae
Exons: 6
Coding region: 1-6321 (2106 amino acids)
Biological process (GO): fatty acid biosynthetic process
Molecular function (GO): fatty acid synthase activity; phosphopantetheine binding
Source: RefSeq, a predicted model, not a curated record
AUGAAGUCUGAAGAUGACAUUGCCAUUGUAGGGAUUGCAUGCAAUUUUCCUGGAGGAGAAGGAAUCGACAGUUUCUGGCAAGUGCUGGUAGAAGGGAGAAACUGUACUGUAGAAAUACCUCCAGAAAGAUUUAACACCCAGAGGUGGUAUGAUCCUGACACCAACCAGCCAGGAAAAAUAUACACCACACGUGCUGCUCUCCUUGAUGAAUUCAAUAUGUUUGAUAACAAACUGUUUGGUAUCCCUGAUCUGGAGGCUGAACGGAUGGAUCCUCAACAGAAACUGCUCUUGGAGUGCACUUACAGAACGUUGGAGGAUGCAGGAAUACCUAUAGAGGACAUUAGUGGCACCAAAACAGGGGUUUUUAUUGGUUUGAUGAAUCGUGACUAUGAGAUUGUAACAAGCACAGCAAUAAAAGAAAUGAACCAUUAUGAUGGUACUGGGGUAGCAGUAAGCAUAGCGGCUAACCGGAUUUCAUAUGCUUUUAAUCUGACUGGACCAUCACUUGCCAUAGAUACUGCCUGUUCAUCCUUCUUUUAUGCACUGCAUUAUGCCUUACAUGCAAUCAAACAAGGUGACUGUGAAGCUGCAUUCUGUGGAGGAGUGAGCUGCAUCAUAGAUCCUCGCACUUUUGUAUCCCUAUGCAAAGCCAAAAUGAUCUCUCCUGAUGGAAUGAGCAAACCCUUUUCUAAAAAAGCAGAUGGUUACGGUAGAGGAGAAGGCUGUGGUGUUAUUUUAUUGAAACCAUUGAAGAAGGCACAGGAAGACUUCAAUAAAAUAUGGGGUGUCAUCAGCAUCAGUGCAGUUAACCAGGAUGGAAGAUCUGCCACGCCAAUCACCAGACCAUCUCAACAGCAACAGGAAAAUUUGCUUCUUGGCAUUUACCCAGCUCACAUUGAUCCAUCAGCUGUGCAGUAUGUUGAAGCACAUGGCACAGGAACUCCUAUAGGAGAUCCCACCGAAGCAGAGAGCCUGGGCAAUAUCAUUGGUAGAAAGAGGUCUCCAAAAAUAUCUGCUCUCAAGAUGGGUUCAGUUAAAGGGAACAUUGGGCACACAGAGUCAGCGGCUGGGGCAGCAGGAUUAAUCAAAGUUCUUCUCAUGAUGCACCAUGGAAAGAUUGUUCCAUCCUUGCACUUCUCAGAGAGCAAUAGCAUCAUAAAUACUGAGAAAUUAAAUCUCUGUGUUCCAACCAUGGUGGAGAAGUGGGAUGAGUCUAGUGAAUAUGGCAGAGUAGCUGGGGUCAACUGUUUUGGAUUUGGGGGGACCAAUGCCCAUGUGGUGGUCAGACAGGUUAAGCAAGCCCGGGUUCUUCCUCCAUCUAAAAGACCUGCAGAGUUGUUUGUCAUAUCUGCAGCUUCACGUUAUUCCCUUAAACAAGCAAUAGAAGACACAGCUAGACACGUCAACACAAAUGACUCGGCAACACUCCCAGGUCUGGCCUACACAUCUGCAUGUAGAAGAAGCCAUAUAAACUACAAGUACAGAAAAGCAUUUCUGGCAUCCUCCCUCCAACACUUAGAGCAACAGCUUUCUUCUGCAGCUGAAAUGGAAAUAGCUCCAUCAAAUAAGCCUCCAGAAUUAGUUUUUGUGUUCUCUGGUAAUGGUCUGAAUUUGAAAUGGAUAUUUGGGACACUGCUACCAUCUGAGCCUGUGUUUAGAAACAAAUGUAAAGAAAUAGAAGAAUUAUUUCAAAACUACUUCCCCAUUGAUAUCCUGGAAUUAACAGAAGGUGACCAUGAAGAUUUGUCCAGGCCUGAAAUUGCCCAGCCCUUACUCUUCACACUGCAGGUGGCCUUGGUUACUCUUCUACAGUCCUGGGGAAUUAAGCCAACUGCUGCUGUCGGCCAUUCAGUUGGUGAAGUUGCUGCUGCCCAUUGUGCUGGCUUUCUUUCUCUGGAAGAUGCUGUCAAAGUCAUCUAUCACAGGAGCAGGCUGCAGGCUAAGGUCCCUGGAGGCCAAAUGUUGGUGGUUGGGAACAUCCCUGUUGAAGAAGUGUCGGGAACCCUUGGAGCAUACUUGGGCAAGGUCUGUGUUGCAGCAUUUAAUGGUCCACAGUCUUGUACGUUGUCGGGAGAUGCAGAUUCCAUCAAUGCCCUUCAGAAAGACUUAUCUGAACGCUUCAGCGAAAGAAACCUCUUUCUUCAUGCUUUAAAUGUGCCAGUUGCAUAUCACAGCCACAUGAUGGAUCCAGUCCUAGCAGAGAUGGCAGCAAGUCUAUCAGAAUUAAAGGAAGGGAAGCCUGAAUUGGAGGUUUUUUCAACAGUGACUGGGAAGGCUGUUUCAAAUGACUUUGUUGUAGGCAGCUACUGGGCCAGACAAGCUAGGGAUCCUGUUUGUUUUGCACAGGCCAUCAUGACCUCAGCCAAAAACAAGGAAAAGGUUGUGUUUAUAGAAGUUGGUCCCCAAAAAGCACUGCAGAGAUAUAUAACUGAAACAUUAGGAACACAGACUAAAGUUUUUUCUUCACUGCAAACUCACAAAGAGUAUGAGACACUUCUCACACUUGUAAAAGGGCUUUUUGAAUUGGGAUUUAAUCCAGAUUGGAAGUGCUUCUAUGAAGGAUAUCAGAGUUCCCCAGUAGCCUAUCCCAGGUAUCAGUUUGAUCGCAAGAAACUCCUAUCUUAUAUGGACAUUCUCCAACAGCAAACCCAAAAGGAUGCAGACUUAAGCCAUUCUUUAGUUCACAAUGUUAGCAAUGACGAUUCAGAAUUUAGGUGUACCAUCUCUCAGACACGAAUGCCUUAUUUGUAUGAGCACAAGCACAACGGCGUUGCUCUAGUUCCUGGGGCCUUUUUUGUUCAACUUGCAUUGACAGCUGUGAUGACUAGCUCAAAACUAAAAGUGCCCUUAAGUUUGUAUCAGAUAAGCAUGAAGUUUACAUCACCAUGUGUUUUAACUGAAAGUACUCAUGAUGUGAAAGUGAAAGUAGAAUCACAAGAAUCGGUGAGAGAUUUCAAAAUACUGUCCUCAUCAGGGGCAGUCUAUGCUUUGGGACAAGCCACUAAGAAUCCAGAAAUAUCUCUUGAAGUAAAAAGUAUUUCCUUGAAAGAAGUUUUGCAACGGUGUUCGUCUGUCAUAAGCAGAGAUGAGAUAUAUGAAACCCUGUCUUCUGCUGGAUUCCAGUAUGGUUCAAUUUUUAAGCAGCUGAGUGGUGUAUAUUACUGUGAAGAACUGAAAGAAGCCAUAACCAUCAUGAAGGUGAACAAAUACCUUCAGGAAGAAAUGCAUACAUACUCUGUCCAUCCAGUACUCUUGGACUGUUUUCUACAAAUGACAGUUGUUAUGAUUGCAAAGACUUUCAAAAAUCGUAUAGGCUUUCCUUCUGGUAUAAGUAGCCUUGUAAUUGUGAGACCUUUGGAGGAGGAAAUGAUGAUAUAUUUGAAAACAAGCAAGUCUACAGAGAACUGCUUGGAGUUUUGUGGCUGCUUCACAGAUAAACACGGCUCUGUUUUGGCUGAGAUGAAACGUGUUGUGGUCACGUUUAUAGGGACUUCCAGCAGAGAAACUGAUUUAUUGUUUGAAAAUAAGUGGAAGGAGUUGCCCCAUUCUCAAAUGAUCCAACACUCAGGAAGAGCACUCAGGGUCGCAGUGUUUGCUGACACAACUGGGGUAUCCCAGCAGCUAAAAAGAUACUUGCAUAAAGAUUCUAAAUUUUUCAUGUAUGAAGACUGGGAGAAAUUUCUGGAAGCCAGAAACUCAGAAUCAACUGCACAAGACAAAGUUAAGCUGGAGGUAGAGGGCUACAAUGAUGUGUUGUUUCUGUGGGGAAUUCAAAGAUUAAGUGAAGAAAACCCAGACAGUGUGGUUGCAGGUGUAUCAAAGUGUUGUGAAGCUUUCCGGCAACUUGUUAUUGCAUUGAGAGGGAAGAAUUGUCAUUGCUCCAUCAAGAUAAUCACUUACAGAACAGCAAAUAAUGUAGAUCACAUUAACCCUGGCUUUGCUUUGUAUGGCAUGGCACGAACCUGCAAGAUUGAAGUGCCUGAGAUCACAUUUCAGAUGAUCGAUAUCGGCUCCACAAGCACAAUUGAUGUGUCAGUCUUAGCAGAUGUUUUAGCAGAAUAUGAAGCCGAGAAUUAUCCUGAAAUCUGGAUCAAUCAGGGUAGAGUUUACACCUCUGAGAUCAGACGUACACAGACUGAUGACAUAUGCUCAAAUGUACCUUCUCAGUCCCUUCAAAACUCUAAGCUAUUCACUCUCUACACUUCUGUGCCAUAUGAAGUGGGAAAUCUAUAUGGUGAGCUUACUGAUGACAUUAGUGUUCCUCUUGAUAAACACAGUGUGGAAGUGCAAAUUGAAAAAAUAAGUAUCCAUUCUGAAGAUUAUUUCCCUGUUAGCCUUUCCAGCUUGAACUUUGGAAACACAUUAUACUGGAAUUCACAGACAAUGGAUAAACACAAGCUCUUAGCCCUGGACUGCAGUGGUACAAUAGUUGCAACAGGCUGCAAAGUGAAAAAACUCAGAGUGGGAGAUCGUAUUGUUUCAUGUUAUCCGGUUGUUGCAUCUUCAAGAAUCAGGAUCCCAGAGGCAGCGUGUUUUAACACCCAGAAAUUCCCAUGCUUUGAAACUACACCCUGUGUUUCAUUCUUCAGGAUGGCCUGGGAAAUUUUGCAUCAGAUGUUACCAAAGAUGAAACAGAGUGGAAUGUUAGGCAUCGUUUCUCCUGAACCACAAUCGGUUUUGUGCAAAGUGCUUAUUCAGUCAGCCCAAAAUGCCGGCUGGAAAACAAUCAGUACUGUACUUGACAGCAACCUGGAGCAACGUGUAGUUCAUUGCAAUGCCCUUGUCUUCCUGCCGCCACUGGAAAGAUUCCCCAAAGAUGUUUUAGCUCGCCUUUCACGUCUCCAAGAUGUAGUGGUGGCAUGUAGCAACUACCACUCUGAAAGUCUGGAUUAUCUCUUCGGAAGCCACCAUGAAAACUUUCACAUUCAUGUUCUCAGUCUUGAAAGCAUUUUUCAGAAAGCAUCUCUGAAAAAAUCCCAUAAAGCUUUCUUGAGCUGGAUGAAAGCAAUGCCACUCACACAACGUAAACACUUACCAUCUUUUGUUUUUCAGCAGAGAGAGGAUUAUAAAAGCAUAGACACUGCGACACCGUCCCAUUUUACCUGCAAAUCUGUCCCAUGUGCUGUCUUGAAAAGUCAGGCAGAAAACCACUGUAUUUCUGAGAUACCCAUAUCAGAAACAAAGGGGGAAAUGUUUCAGCAGAAUGCUGUUUACAUAGUUGCAGGGGGACUCACUGGGCUUGGCUUUGAAACGGUGAGAUUUAUUGUUCAGAAUGGAGGAGGGUGCAUUGUGAUUCUUUCACGGAGAAAGCCAAACUCUGAGAAGGAAAUGGAAAUAAGUAAUUUGAAGAAUCAAUAUAAAUGGAGCAGGAUAAUCAGUCUGCAGUGCAAUAUAACUUUUAAGGCUGAUGUUGACAGAGCAAUCAAUUCAAUCCGCAAAGUCUUUCCAAAGUGCCAAAUCAAGGGCGUCUUCCACAGUGCAGUGGUUUUACAUGAUGGGUGGAUUGAAACCUUGACUAUAUCCACUUUUGAGAAAGUGUUAAAUCCAAAGAUUGUAGGAGCCAUCAAUCUUCACCAUGCGACCCAAGGGCAGGAUCUUGACUAUUUUGUAUGUUAUUCAUCUGUUUCUUCCUUUCUUGGAAAUUCAAUGCAAGCAAACUAUGCGGCUGCCAAUUCCUUCCUAGAUCUUUUCUGCCAAUACAGAAGAAAUUGUGGUCUUCCAGGACAAUCCAUUAACUGGGGUGCCUUCAAUCUUGGAGUACUGCAAAAUCAAAAUGAAAUUCAAAAUAUUUUGGAAGCCAAGGGUAUAGAGAUUCUCCAAGUGAAUGAUUUGUAUGACUACCUUAAAAGGUGCUUACUUUUGAACAAUCCUCAGCAAGCUGUCAUGAGGUUGAACUUCCAGACUUUUAUUUCUCAGAAUCCAUCAUUUAGAUAUCGCAUGCAUGCGGUCAUUACAGAAGUUCUUGGUAGUAAUUUUCAUCUUUCCAAACAAAUUGUGUCCCAGGAUUUGGAUUCAGUCAAAUCUGAAGAUUAUAUCAUGUCCUUGGUGAGUCAGCUCACUGGUACAGAUGCAAGUGAAAUUGCAAUGAAUACAUCUGUUUUGUCUCUUGGAAUGGAUUCUAUGUUAGCUAUGACUUUACGAAAUCACAUUUUGCAGGAAAAAAGGGUGGAUAUACCAGUUGUGAAGUUACUUGAUCCUCAUGCCACAGUGCUUAGUUUAGCAUCACUUUUAGACGAACAAUUUAAUAAAAUAGGAAAACUUAAACAAGAGCACUGUGGGAGAGGAAAAGUUGAAGAAGAAAGCUGGAGUGUUUAUUUGUAGAUAUAAUCUUAAUAAACUCUUUUUUAUAACUGUAAAUAAGAAGUUAGUGACCCUCAAGAACAAUCAUAUGUUUAUUACUGAAUAUUAAAUGGAAUUUUUUUAAAAAGAAAUCUGAUAUUUAAUCAGGAUUUCAAUAGAAAGGAAUUCAUUGAAUUCUGCAAACAAUUUGGCGUACCAUGAGUUUGUUGCUCUGAAACAGCUUACUUUGAAGCAUUUAGUGUUCAUGACUGAAGCCAUUACUGGAAUGCUUAUUUUCAGUGGCCAACAUGAUAUCCAACACAGCACUGGCUUUUCUGAGUGCCCAGUGGUGCUGUGCAUGUCUAAAGAAGCUGCGGCAAUGUUGCGCAAAACCACACUUUAUUUCAGUAUUUAAAAUGUGGCUGCGCUUGCACCGUGCCAUUUAUAUUGGAAAUGGUUGCUGAAAUGAUGCACAGCAUUACAGCCGCAUAACACUUUGCUCUGGGACUGCUGCAAAGCUGGAAUGCAGCCGGGAUGAUGGUAAGAACAGGCAGUAGAGGAAGCAGUGCUUCCACCGCUUUGACCAUCCACACAAUGGGGAAAACUGAAAAAGCGCUGCGAAUGUUACUGCCUGUUCUUGCCGGCAUCGGGGCUGCAUUCUGCCUCUGCAGCAGCUCUGGGGCACAGUGUUAUGGAGCUGUAAUGCUACGCAUCAAGAGGGCCAAUGUAAAUACUGUGUUAAGUAUUUGCAAUGCUGGGGCUUAAUUAGACACCUGCAGCAUUGCCAGCCAAUUGGAAAUAUUGCAGGGUACAUCUUCAUGUCGGCCGCCAUUAUAAAAAUACAUUUUCUUAGUUAUAAUGAAAUAUUUUACAUUUGUAACACUUCCAAAAUUAUGUAUUAUGGAUGUAAUUAAUAGAACUUCUGCUAACUAUAAUAUCCAUGUACCUCAAGACUGAAUAAUUAAAGGAUUUAAGAAAUGGGUGACUUUUGCAGUUAUGUAGCAGCUGUUGUGAUUGUCUCUCCUUUAUCUGUAUUUUGAGGUGACUGUAGGCGGUCCCUAGAAGCUGCAUGAGGGUGCACUGAUUACAUUCACAUGCGCAGUAGGAUUCUGGAUCCCAGAAGGUCUCCUUAAUUGCCUGAUAUAAAUAUAUGAUGGAAGAGUGGAUAGUAGCUUGUACUAACGUGAAACAUGGUUAUCGUGUCCUUUUUAGUAUAAGUGUCACAGAAAGGCAGAGUGUGAGAAACAUGGUGGGUUCCCUGGAUCCAAGACAGUGUAUUUUGUAUUUAACGUGGUAACUUUGGAGUCUAAGAGACAUAUCAUUUCAAAUGUUUUCAGUGAAGUAAAUGAAAGCUUUUUAAAAAUGUCAUUUUUUCAUUUUGUUAUGGUGCAAACUUUUACUUGUCUAUUCAAAGCCUUUGCAUGUCUUUUGUUCAACUAAUAAAAAGUUAGGUACUACUUUUAUAUAUUUAAAUUGAAUCUAAUUUUCAGGCAAAUGUGCAAUUUCCAUUGAUUACAAAUAAACAUUCUGUGACAUAGAUCCCAA